Molecule: messenger RNA, 1389 nt
Organism: Lodderomyces elongisporus
Lineage: Eukaryota; Fungi; Ascomycota; Pichiomycetes; Serinales; Debaryomycetaceae
Exons: 2
Coding region: 1-1389 (462 amino acids)
Cellular component (GO): mitochondrion
Molecular function (GO): protein-arginine omega-N symmetric methyltransferase activity
Source: RefSeq, a predicted model, not a curated record
AUGACUGUCAACUUCCCCUUCGAAGGUUCCGUCAACGACGUCUACAAGUCGUUCCCCACAAUCACUUCCGAGCAGCAACAAAACCGUCGAUUGAGACCGAAAGGCGCAAUCAUGUCCACCUCCGACUUCAUCGAGGACCUGUUGUACAAUAAGCACUACGGAUAUUUCCUGAAAGAAGUCGAGAUCUACCAACCUGACAAACCGUUUGACUACAACAAUGUCAAAGAUGUGGAUGAGUUUGUGCUGAAUUGGCGACUGUCAUACACAAAGUAUCACCAUUCUUUACCUGGCAAGGAAAGCACAAAACAAAAGUCCUUGCAAUUGUGGCACACGCCUACUGAAUUGUUCAAUCCCUAUUAUGGUGAAAGCUUGGCAAGAUACAUUCUCCUCAACUACAAGCUCAAUGGGGACUACCCCUAUGAAGACUUGGUCAUUUACGAAAUGGGUGGUGGUAAUGGUACUCUCAUGUGCAACAUCCUCAACUAUAUAAAGAAACAUGAACCUGAAAUCUAUGAAAAGACACAAUACAAAAUUAUUGAGAUUUCAAACCAGCUUGCAGAGAAACAGGCCACUUCUUACACCAAUAAAUUGAAAGAAGAAGGCUUGAGUGCAGACAAAUUGGAGAUCUUCAACAAGUCCAUCUUUGAAUGGGACAAGGUUGUUGACGAGUCUUGUUUCUUUAUUGCAUUGGAAGUGUUUGACAAUUUUGCACACGAUGUCAUCAAGUACGAUAUGCACACUGGAGAGCCCUACGAAGGCAAGGUGCUUAUAGACAAGAAAGGCGAUUUUUAUCAAUUCUUUACACCCGAGUUGAGCGAGUACACUAGUGCAUACUUGCACCUUCGAGAAAAAGGUAACCAAUCGAUCCUCAACCAAUUAUCCACCUCGAAAGCCAGAAAGGAAAGACUCAAGAGCUUUUUCAAAACAGUGCAUCCUCUUUACGAAUCUCAAUUAAAACUCAAACUCAAAAACCUGAUUUUUCCAUUCAACGAUGACUUAUCGCCGCCAGAAUACAUUCCAACGAGAUUAGUAAAAUUCUUCAACAUACUCAAACACAAGUUCCCCAACCACUCAUUAAUCAGUUCCGACUUCCAUUAUUUGCCAAACACCAUUCCCGGCUACAACGGACCCGUGGUGCAAACAGUUUUGAACGGAGAGACAAUCGAUGUGAGAACAUACAUGGUACAACAAGGGUUCUUUGAUAUCAUGUUUGCAACAGAUUUUGAACUAGCCGACGACUUGUACCGACAAAUCACGGGUAAAGUGUCCAACAUCAGCACGCAUCGUGAUUUCCUAGAAAAAUGGGCAGACGUUGAGGCUACAACCACAAGAGAAGGAGACAAUCCAAUGUUGGAUUUCUACAGAAACGCUAGCUUUCUAACAAGUUAA